Molecule: messenger RNA, 7200 nt
Organism: Brassicogethes aeneus
Lineage: Eukaryota; Metazoa; Arthropoda; Insecta; Coleoptera; Nitidulidae
Source: the annotation of a GenBank genome assembly
GUGGCCAUGUUGCGAGUUUAAUUUAUGGAGCAAUUAAAUUUGCUCGUAAAUGUAGGCGUUAGCAAAUCACGUUAAAAAUACUAUUGUAGCUGUAUAUUUAAAUGUUUAGUUUAUUUAAUUGAACUGUAUUUUGAUGUGUUUAAGUGAUACGUGUGGUUUAAAAGUUUAUUAAUAGUUUGUGAAGUAUAAAGCCGACACCGUUUCAAAUCGUCAACAAAAGCCAAAAUGUUUCUUAUUGUCAACGAAACUGAAGAAAUCUUCUUAUAAAUUUUUCACUGGUAAUAACGGAAGAAUAAUUUAAGAAAAUAAAAAAAAGAGCUUGUUCCUAUAAUGUCAACAUAUCAGAAGAGUCAUUGAACCUUUUUUGGAAGCAGAAAAAUUAUUUGUGAUUAAUAUUGGUGGGAAUUGGGUUAAUAAAUAAUCCUCAUGACCAUUCAGAUUGUAAUUUUUGAUUUUAUUUGCUAUUUAUGGGUAAUGACACAGCAAAAGAUAUGGAAACUGAAUCUGUAAAGUCUGAGAACAGUUCCAGAUCCAGACGUUCCAGAGGACAUCGAGACAGAAACAAUUACAGGCAGCAUUCUCACAGAAGUUCAAGGAGCAGCAAAUCUAGAAAAGUCGAUGACAUGGCUCCAUUCCAAACUUCAGUAACUUUAACCCCAGACAAUAGGGAUGGUCAAGAGGUGAUUGAAGUUCAAAUUUUGCCCCAAGAUGAUAACUGGGGAGAAAACACCACUGCCAUAACUGGGAACACAUCUGAUCAAUCGGAAUCGACUGAGGAUGUAAGCAACUGGCCUGGAGAGCCAGACACUGGCCUGGGAUUUAUGUGCCAGCGUUAUAUGGGCACUGUUUUUACUUACGUGCUCUCAAUUGUGGCCUUUCUGAGUCCACUUGCCAUGGUGGUUUUGCCUAAACUGGGAUUUUUUCCCGCCUUAUCUUCUCGUUUGGGUUUGGCAGAUGGGGCUAAGAUUUUAGCCUGCGGUGCCGAAUGCAAAGGCCAGUUGGUGUCGCUUGCUUUUAAAAUGGCCGUAUUGGCUGUUGGCGCAUGGGCGGUUUUUCUUAGAAAGCCGCACGCCACUUUACCGAGGUUCUUUCUGUUUAGAGCAGCAGUGCUGCUCUUCGUCCUGGUUUGUAGUUUCGCUUAUUGGCUGUUUUAUAUUGUGCAAGUCACGGAAACGGCGCGAGCGGCCACAACGCCGGAGGAAACCGUUGAUUAUAAAGCCUUGGUUGCCUAUGCUUCCAGUCUGACGGAUACGUUGCUAUUCAUACAUUAUUUAGCGGUUGUUUUGGUAGAAAUAAGGCAUUUACAACCUUUGUACUACAUUAAAAUCGUGCGUAGUCCUGACGGUGCCAGUAAAGCCUACGGAAUAGGGCAGCUAAGUGUUCAAAGGGCGGCAGUUUGGGUGUUGGAGAAGUAUUACACCGACUUCCCCAUUUAUAACCCCUACUUGGACCGUAUCCCAGUAUCGAAGUCUCGCAAAACGUCGUCGAGCUUCAAAUUCUACGAAGUGGACGGAGUGAACAACUCCGCCAUCCAGCAGUCGCAAUCGCGCGCCAUGCUGGCCGCGCACGCGCGCCGCAGGGACUCGAGCCACAACGAGCGCUUCUACGAGGAGCACGAGUACGAGCGGCGCGUGAAGAAGCGCAAGGCCAGGCUGAUAACGGCCGCAGAGGAGGCGUUCACGCACAUAAAGCGCCUGCACAACGACCAGGCGCCGGCCAUUCCGAUGGACCCGCACGAGGCGGCGCAGGCCAUCUUUCCUUCGAUGGCGCGAUCGCUGCAGAAGUACCUGCGCGUGACGCGCCAGCAGCCGCGGCACUCCGUCGAGUCGAUUUUGAUCCACCUGGCGAGCUGCUUGAGCAACGACCUGACGCCCAAGGCGUUCCUCGAACCGUACAUAGUGAGCGAGCCCGUGCUGCAGAACGAAAAGGAGCUCAAAGACGUGCAGACGUGGGCGCUGAUUUGCGAGGAGCUCUUGACGCGACCCAUCGGCGAGAACACCACCUUUCAGUUGAGGCAAAACGACGUGUCGCUGCUGUGCACGAUCAAGAAACUACCUCACUUUAACAUUACCGAGGAAGUUGUCGAUCCUAAAAGCAACAAAUUUGUUUUAAGAUUAAACUCCGAGACUUCGGUAUGACCAACGAUAUUCGAUAGACUGAUAUAAUUUUUUUACAUAUCCCCUUAGUUUUAAUGUAGGACUUAAUUUAUUCAAUUCUAAUUAAUAUUACUAUUUUGUUAUUGAAGCAUAAAGUCGGUUUCAUAUACAGUGUGUCUACUUAAGUUGGCAACAUAUGGGAAACUUUUUAUUACAAAUUUUACAAAGAAGAAUUAUUCUUUAUAAAAUGUUCUAAAAUCUAAAAUAAAAUCAUCAGAUAUCAGAUUUUUCAGUCAUAUACGAGGUAUGGCAAAAAAUAUGAAUUUGUUACAAGACCUGUUGACUAGUACCUUUAUUUGUGACAAUAUUGAAAACUGUAACUAUGAAAAGUUGUUCGAAAAAAAAACUAUGUUUUAAUAUGCAAUUACAUCCUUCUAUUUAAAAAAUAGUUUUCACAAAUUUUUCUCAAAUUACCGAUACCGAACAAUAUUUUUUUUAUCUAUUACAAACAUGAUAACCUUUCCGUUCCGUUCAGAAAGUAAUACGCUAAAGAAGUAUCGCUAGUAGCGCCACCACUCGGCUGUUAUCAUCGUAACAAAAGUAAAACUUUUAAUCAGCUGUCAGACACUUAUGUUACAAACGAGUGUUUUUGAGAAUAAAGCCGGAAAAUGUUAAAAAAUAUCGGGAAAAAAAACCGUGGCUCGAUUUGUUGUGUUGUUGGGUUUAUGUUGAGAGGAAAUCUUGGGUUGAGUUUUAAGAUAUAAAUUGCAUACAGUCUCUGUAAAUAUAAAUUGUACCUAUUAGAUACAAUAAAAACACAUUUUAGUAGUGAUUAACGUGAAAAGUGUAAACAUUUCAAUUCAGUAAAAGUCGUCAAACAAAUAAGUCGUCUAAAUUUAAACAGCAUUCAGCAUUAUUAAAAGCGUUGAUUAAGAAAGUCUCAACUCAACGGUAAAAUACCAUUAUAUUAUGUAUUAGAUAUAAUAUUAUGUUGCCAUGAAUUAAUGAAGGUAUAUUUUGUUGUUUAAAAUGCAGUUGGCGUUUUUUAGAGAACUCAAAUAUAAAAAUGGUUGAUUUGUACAAAAAUUAUUUUUUACUAAUUUCUUAAAAAUAUCCAAACUUAAAUAUAAAUUAUAUUAGGUAAAGUUAUCAUUAGUUAAUUUUGCACCAACAAAUGUACUUACCGAAUUGGAUCCUUUGGCAAAACAUGAAUAUGCAACGAUUUAGUUCUUGAAUUUUAUUUACAAUUAAAAACGCAAAAAUUCACCAUGAUCCCUUAGAUAAAAUACACACACCAACGUAUUUAUACGCAUUUAUAUAAGCAUUUAAGCGUUGAGUUUCUUAAUAAAUGAUAUAAGGAAUAAUCAAUCGAAAUCGAGUACCUACUAAAAAGUUUUUUAAUUUUUUUCCUUGCAACGAAAAACACAAAUAACGUGCGCGAUUUAGCUCGGCAAUUAAACAAAAUUUGUCGAGUAAGACUUCUGCCUUCCCCUCUUUUGUGAAAAAACUACCUAAUUAUUUAAAAAUGAUGUAUAAUCUGUGCUUUAAAUGUAUUGUUGACAAUUCUUAAGUUCACGCAAUGCUAUCUAAACCCACCAGAUGGCGCGCGCGUUGCAAAAGCCCAAUACUUCUUUAGCGUAUAAGCAAAUUCUGAUGUUUUGACAUUCAAUGUCAAACAUUUCUUGCUAUCGACAAAUCAUUUGUUUGUCAGUGCAUCCUAGAUUACAUGUAACUACAGUUACAUUUGCAUUUUUAUUGUAAACAAAAAAGAAAAAAUGAUUUUUUCCAUGUAAAUGGAAGUAAUUGCAUUUUUGGACGUAGUUUUUAGUUCUGAUCAACUUUUUUGAAUAAGAAUUUUCGAUAUUGUCAAAUAUAAAGGUACUUUACUCUUGAGUAAGAUUAAUAUUUUUUGAUAAACCGCGUAUACGCCUGAUAUUUUUUUAUAUCUGAUGAUUGUAUUUUAGAUUUUAGAACAUGCAGAACUUUUUAAUGAAGAAUAACUUUUUUUCCUAAAAUUAAUAAUAAAAAAGUUUCCCAUAUGUUGCCAACUUAAGUAGACACACUGUAGAUGCGAAUAUUCGCGUUUCGCAACUUCCAUUUCCAAUAGAAUGCGAACGGUCGGAACUAUUUUAGGGACGUUGUUUUCUUACUAGGCGAUAUUUGCCAUCCUAUUUUAAGUACUUAAAUAGUAAAGUUACUUCAAGUGACUAUAAAGGUAAAUAAAAAACAAAAUAAAUAGAGAUGGGAAAAUUCCAAUUUGACGAAAAUUACCGGAAACUUUCCAUCGAAAAUUCCCGAAACUUUCCGAAAGUUUUUUUGUACCAGGAGGAUUGCAAAAAUAAAUAUUAUUAACUACCUAUAUAGGAAUAUUGAAAAGUAAAAGAUACUAAAAAUAGUAUUGCAGUUCUGACCAAUACAAUAUGAAAAAACUACAGGCAAAAUAAAAUCAACAUUUUUGAAUGAGCCUGAGUCUAUCGUUUUUAAAACACAGGCUCUAAGUUGCUACAAUUAUAUUUAUUAGUGCCACCCCAUUGACAUAUUUCCAACCAUCUGAAAUAAUUGUCCUAUUAUCAACCUCUUGUACUUUAUCUUCAACUACUUUUUUGAUAUUAGCAUAUUUAGAGUUAAGCAAUAUUGUACUUAAUUUCUUUCUUCCAGGUAGCUUGAAACUUGGACAUAGUUGCAGGGUUUUCGUCUAAACUAAUGAGGCAAGAACUAGAGUAAAUUGCUCAAGCAAAUAGUUCUUCCAAAUUAUUUUGUUCAUUAAAAGAAAAAAAAUUCUUUUGUUUCCAGUACUGGCUUGCUACCUGAUGGACUCUCUUCUUGACUUUCACUAGAAUUUUGAAUAAAUAAUCUAAUAAUAUAAGAUAUUAUCUUGUGGGUCACAAAGACUUUUUUAUGUUUGACCAUUUUGGUUGCAUAUAUAUUUACAUAUAUUUUUUUACAGAACUUGCAUUGAGCAUGGUCUUUUUUUUGUACUGUUUUAUAAUAAUUCCAAAUAAAAGAUUUUUUAUUGGCAUUCUACUGUACCUAUAAAUAAACAACAAAAACGUUGGAAUGAUUUAAACUUUGUUUAUUGUUUCUAUUUUGUUUACCUUUUAAAAGGAUUUUAUGCAAAUGUUUUUUGCAAACGAUUUAUGAAUUGUGAUGAUAAGAUCUUCAACAAACUUCUUUAAAUUAACACAAAUUAACUACUUCUUAUUCGAAAAUGGAAACUUUCCGAUUCCCAUCUCUAUAAAUAAACAUAAAUGGCUUAAGUGUGAUAAGCAAUUGCAUUAAUGAGCAUGCGAAACGCAUGCGCAUUACGCCAAAUUAGUGCGAUUUCUCGCUAUUCGCAUUUCGCAACCAUAUGUAACCGACUUAAUACUAAUCAAUUGUAUUUUAGGUGGUUAAACUAAUCCUUCUUUUAACCAAAAAUUAUCCAUUUUACGAAAGUGUAAGAUAUUGUUAGCUAAGUACCAAAAUAACAGUGGUUUACAGCCAAAAUGUACAUUUAAUGCCACUAUUCUUUUCUAAUGAACUGGCCUGCUGAAUUCAAAAAUCAUUUUUUUUUCAUUUGUUUUUCGAAUGCAGCUUUACAAUUUGGGCCAAUCUGGUUGCAAAAGGUUUCAAACUAAACACAAUCGAAUCGCCAACUAAUAUCAGUCCGUAUCAUUUGAGUAGUUUUUUUGCCAAAAAUAAGAAUGCAUUAUUAACCUUUUCGCCAAGAACGAAUUAAAAUCAUCGAAAUAUGAAAUGUAUUGUUUAAUUGCAGGAGCUAAACGUUUUUGAUAUCUAGGUGUUCUUAGUCCAACUUGUAACAAACCCAAAAAGCUCUUCAGUCUGCGUGGGCAGCUUCAAAUGCCUGCUCAGAAUAAUUUCAUGAUUAAUCUUCGCACAUUUGUAAAAAUUCGGAAACAGGAUAGUUAAUGGCAUGAAUUUUGGAAGUUAAUAAUUUUUUAGACUUAAAAGACAUUUACUACUCAGAACAGCACCGUGAAAAAACUACUGAGUCAUCUAAUGCAACACAAUAACUACAUGUAGAUAAUUUGAAAAUGGUCAUAUUUCAAAGAUUUUUAUUUAUUCUUGGCGGAAAGGUAAAUGUAGCAUUCUUAUUCUUGUCCAAAAAAAGGAUUUUUUUUAAUAUUCAAAACCAUUGUACUUAACUGAUUAAUAAGACAGUGAUUUUUGUCGCCGAUUCGAUUGGCCGUUUCUAACUCGAGAUAUGACUCAAAUUGUAAUUGUAAAGCUGCCUUUAAAAAAUAAAAUAAAAAUUCAUAUAAAAAAACUUGCAAUACAAAAAUUAUUUUGAUCUUUGAGUUAAGCUGGCCAAAAUAAAUUAGAAAAAAAUAGUGUCACCGAAAGUACAUUUUAUUUUUAUUAAUUUGUAAACCAGUUUAAUCCAUCAAAAGUACAUAUCUAAAUUUAUAACUAUUUUUAAGAAAACUUCGUAGACAUCCCAACAUAAGGGUUUUAUCAUUACACUUUUUAGCACUUGGCAUAAACUUAUGUAAAUACUAUUUUAUAUAGGAAAAUAUUUAUAAAAUACGUACCAUUGGACAUCUCAUUUUUAAUACUCGAUAAUUUUUAAUUUUGCUGAAGCAAAUUAUUUUUGUAAAAAAAAUAUUGUGAUAUUUUUGUAUUUCUUUGCAUUUGUCUAAAAUAAUGCUCAAUUAUUUUUUAAAAUUUAUGUAUCUACUCGUAAUAACAAGGGCUACAUAUUUAUUAUUUUAUUUUUUAUAUUACCUGCAUGCAAACAUGGCAAUAUGUAAUUAAAACGCCCUCUAGAAUAGCUUAGGUUUAAAUACAAGUAUUUAUAGCACAAAUAUAUUGUAAUAAUAAGGUACUUAUGUAUAUGAAACAAAGGUUAAACAAAAAUUUUACUUUUAUAUUUUUUAUUCCAUUCUUUAAAUAGUUUAACAUAUAUCAAGUUACUUGAUUCAAGUACUCAAAGUUGUGCAAUUUUUUAUACAAAUAUGUAAAAUUGUAUUUAUCUACAGUAUUCUAAAAUAAAGACAUUUUACAAUGGAUUUAGGUAGCUUUUUAUAAAUAAAUGUGUGUGUUAAAUAUACGUACUGAUUUUUAAAUUAAAUAAGCGUUUUUAUUUCAAACAAAUAAAACAUUG